Paraphaeosphaeria sporulosa is the source of this 1907-nucleotide messenger RNA. RefSeq names its product oligopeptide transporter. Gene Ontology annotation, biological process: transmembrane transport. The record is from RefSeq and is a predicted model, not a curated record. Gene Ontology annotation, molecular function: tripeptide transmembrane transporter activity; dipeptide transmembrane transporter activity. Gene Ontology annotation, cellular component: plasma membrane; fungal-type vacuole. Bases 1 to 1503 code for a protein of 500 amino acids. Lineage: Eukaryota; Fungi; Ascomycota; Dothideomycetes; Pleosporales; Didymosphaeriaceae. The transcript has 6 exons.
AUGCCUACUAUGGCUUCUUGGGCAUUCUCCGUGAGCAUCACGACUCGUUCAAGAACGCAACUAGCCACUGACCCAAGGGCAGAGAACUACAUUCAAAAUCGCAGAGACGACCCGUUGCGCCCUGGCGCCCUGGGACUCGGCCAGGACAUUGCCUCCUUGAUGAUCAACUGUUUCACUCUCGUUAGCCAAGUCACGCCUCUCGCGACGGCAGCCAUUGCAGAUUCAUAUCUUGGUCACUACAAGACCCUUCGCACCUGUUUCUGCAUGUACGCCGUCGGACUUACCAUUCUUCUAAUAACGUCUCUCCCGCCCUUGCUAAGGCAAGGCUCCGGGAUUCCCGGUCUUAUUGUCGCCCUAAUUAUCAUCAGUCUUGGUGUCGGAGGUGUCAAGUCCACGUUGCCGCCAUUCCUAGCGGAGCAAUGCCAUGCGUCCAAGACUAGAAUCAGGAUCUCCAAGACAGGAGAGCGAGUCAUUGUUGACCGUGAGGCGACCGUCGAGUAUGCUUUCAACGUCUACUAUUGGUGUGUGAAUAUCGGUGGCCAAGCCAUUGUUGCAUCAACCUUGCUCGAAAAGAACAUCGGUUUCUGGGUCGCGUUUCUGAUAUGCACGUGCGCCAUCUUCCUUGGCCUCACUCUGCUCUACCUGGGCCGAAAGCAUUAUGUCAAUCUUCCUCCAGACGGCAGCGUUCUCCCAUCGGCGUGGAAAGUCAUCUACAUUGCCGUCAGAAAUGGGUUCCGACUAGACGCCGCCAGACCUGAAAAGGUGGCCGAUGAUACUGGCAAGACAGUAAAGUGGCGUGACAGCUUCAUCGAGGAGAUGAAAAAGGCGUUAGUCGCCGCGCGCAUUGGCGUCCCAUUCGUCGUCUACUGGCUCUGCCAGAACCAACUCACCAGCAAUACAAUCUCCCAAGCAGCCAACAUGGAGACAAGCGGCGUCCCCAACGACUUGAUGCCCGACCUGAACGCCAUUACCGUCCUACUAUGCCUCCCACUGGCAACGCACGGCCUGUACCCGCUGCUGCGCAGGCUGCGCAUCAGCUUCCCGCCGGUGACGCGCAUCGCGCUCGGCUUCCUGCUCGAGGCCAUGGCCAUGGGCUUCGCGGCGGGCGUGCAGGGCUACAUCUACGCGUCAGGCCCGUGCUACGACCAUCCGCGCGCGUGCCCAGCGUCGCCAGACGGCAGCCUGCCCAACCGCGUCAGUGUCGCCAUGCAGAUCCCCAUAUACGUCUUCGAGGGCCUCGGCGAGAUCUUCUCAAACCCGGCCAUGUACGAGUAUGCCUUCACCGAGGCGCCUCACAGCAUGAAGGCUGUGCUGCAGGCUUUCUUCGCCCUCACCGCCGCAGCUGGCUCUGCGCUCGGCCUCGCUUUAACCCCAACGUACAGGGACCCUUACUUGCUGGCCAUGUACGCGUCGCUGGCCGGCGCCAUGUUUGUCGGCGCCGUUGGGGUUUAUGCACUUCUAGGGCCGAGGCGGAGACGCGCCGAUAGCGAGGCUGGCUCAUGAGUAUGAACGAGGCCUGGGAAGGCUUCACAGCUCCCGGCAACUGAACCUCCGACCACCAGCGGCGAAGAUGCGCUUACUGCGAUAAUGUCAGGCUGAGCGUGAAAUAUGCAGCAACGUGGAAUGCAACCUCGUCGGGCGUCGGCAUCGUAGAAGCGCAGACUUUACUGUUGCGGUCUAUACUGCGGUACGGUAAGCAGUGCGGUGAUCCGCAAACGUGGUAGAUAGCACGAUAGCGCGUAAGUAAACGAGCGCAAGGUUCCGCGGACCCUCAGCAGAUUGGAUCUUGUACCUAGGGUCAGCAAGACACGUCACGGGGUUGCCGAAAACCGGCUAGCAUCUGUCAAAGUAGCGUCGGAAAGCGCAACUCAGCAUAAGCAGUCUUGGCGCGCUAUUCCCAGUGUGAG